Dujonia railenensis is the source of this 2118-nucleotide messenger RNA. NCBI's taxonomy places the organism in Eukaryota, Fungi, Ascomycota, Pichiomycetes, Serinales, Debaryomycetaceae. The record is from the annotation of a GenBank genome assembly.
AUGAUUAAUCUACAAUUGUGCUCGAUACACAAUUCCCCCAGCUUAUCUUGCUUACCAGAUACCGUUGUGGAAUGUAUUUUCCAGUAUGUGGAUCAAUUUGAUUUGAUCCAUUUUCUGCAGGUGAGUCAAAGGUUCCAUUCUAUUGCAAAUAAAAGACUAUACAAAAGAGUCACCGUUAUCUUGAACGCUGAGUACCCUACUAGGUACGAGGGGGACUCCAAGUUCUACAUCCGAGAAAAUGGAAUCAAGCACAUGGAUUCCGCACUUAUCUUGAACUACUCCAAUUUGAUCAAGUUUAACCAGACUUUAAUGGAGAAGCCAGAAUUGACCGACAAUAUCAAGUUUUUCGUUUUCGACAAAUGUUCCACUUUGAAGGGUAAUGUACCCACCAGUGAUGGGGUUCUCUGCUCCAAGGCACUCAACCAACUCCAUUCCGACUUGAUUGACUUUUUCGGUACUCAUUCCAAAUCAUUGAAUUUUCUCCACAUUACCUUUAUUGAUUUCGUGAAUGGACUUGAAAAAUUGAACAAGUUCUUACAAAAUGGGAACAUUAGGAAUAAGUUGUUCAAGCUAUUUAUCAAUAGCUUGCCUGAAUUAUACACUCCGAAGUUGCCCAUGGGUAUAACCAAUUUGUUUUUGAUGUUGGACGAAUUAGAGUUGAGUAUGACCCCGCAAAUCGAUAUUGGAUGUGACCAACCCUAUGAAAUCUUCAAUUCCUUGCAGACUUUGACCUUUUCUACGACGGAUCACUUGGGAUUGGAGAUAAUCCGAAAAUUCAAACUCAGAUAUGGUGAGAAGUUGAAAUUGAAGGGCUUGACGAUAUUCCAUUGCCAUAAGGAAGCAGAUGCCAGUACAUUGGAGGAGACGGAAUUUCAAUCCAGUAUAGAUCACGAAAACCAAGCUAGGAACGAUUAUAUACAUUCCAUUGAUAAACAUAUAACAUUCCAAACAAUAUCAGAAAAAAUUGAUAUAACUUGCUUGAAUCAAUUCUACUUGAAAAUCGAUUGCUUUUCGGAUCGAAACAAUGUGGGAUGCAAUUGUUUCCCGACUUUCUUUCAAGACUUGUCAGACUUUCUGAUCCAAAAUGGCGGAUUACCUAACCUUGAGAGUUUUGAGUUGGAAUUGUUUCCAAAUUUGGAAUGGUUGAGACCUCAUCAGAUGCUUGAGAGUAUCUUAGGACCCUUGGGCACAUUUAUCAAAACGUUGUCAUCCCUUUCAAGACUCAGUAUAGAUUUUUCAACACUUGGGUUUAAAAUGUUUGAUAACGGGAUUGGUUUGUCCAGUGUACUCUUGAAUAAAUUGAACGAAAGAUUAAUGCAGGCGUUUUUCUUAUGUUUCUUCUCCACGGUGGCAGGCAGUACUAGUCACGAUGACAAUCCACAAUCCCAAGCGAUUCUGCAGCUGCAACUGACUGUGGUUCAGAACUUGAAAUCACUUCAGCUUCCAGACUUUUUGACUUCGUUCAUCUACUAUAAGCCUGACUUUUAUGAGUCAUUCUUACACACUUGUCAAUGUUCAGGUUGUGCUGGUGUCUUAAAAUUGUUAGAAAAUCAGUUUUAUCCAUUACACGAAGAGAAUGAAGACGAUGAAGAUGACGAUGAUGAAGACGGGGAAAGUGCAUUGGACCUUCAAUCCACAUAUUAUUUGUUAAUCGGGUUCAUUCUUGGGAAGCUUCAGGCCGACAGAGAAGUCUGCAUACCAAUUAAAAAGAACACAUCGAAUUACAGAUAUUACCCUAUAUACAAAGGACAGCUGCAUACAUUGCAUCACCAGUUCCACAAGCAUGUGCAUGGCGGCGAUGCCGACGAGGAUUGUGAAUGCAAGUGCUUCCACACUGCAUCCACUCCAGUCAACGAUCCAACCGGUUCCUCGCCUUUGAACAUAGAUAACCUUGCAACCACAUACAUUAUUCAUCAGCUUAGACCUAUCGUUGAGUAUUUGACUAAAAUAUUUGUCGAGUUGGAUAGUUUAAUGAUUCACGGAAUUUACUACGAAAAAUGUGAAGAUGGAACCAUGAAGCUGGUUUUUGAUGCCGAUGAAUACCCUACUGAAAUAAAGGAAAUGCCAAUAGAGAAUAACGAAUCCAUACCCUUUGGGAACUUUAAAAAGAUCAUAUAA